Messenger RNA from Nelumbo nucifera (sacred lotus), 2664 nucleotides. RefSeq names its product RING/U-box superfamily protein. Gene Ontology annotation, molecular function: metal ion binding; transcription cis-regulatory region binding. The record is from RefSeq and is a predicted model, not a curated record. NCBI's taxonomy places the organism in Eukaryota, Viridiplantae, Streptophyta, Magnoliopsida, Proteales, Nelumbonaceae. Gene Ontology annotation, biological process: positive regulation of transcription by RNA polymerase II.
CCUCGCAUUCGCAAGAUGCCCUAUAUAGAUCGUAGUUUUCGCUCAGAUCAACCUUUUUCUUCUUCUCAAUUACCAGCUGUGGCUGAAUCCAAACGCUCCUGUUUCUUCGUAAAUUUUCAUGUCCAUCUCGCCUACCUACGCCCAAAGUUCCGAAGCGGCUACAUCUCGAACUCUCUCUCAAAGCCCUUAUUCCGAUAAUGGACUCCUUCAAGCUCCAGAACGUAUCGAGUCUCGAGCCGCUGUCCCCACCCACAGUCAGACUCUUGGAUCGAUGGAGAUCCCCUUUUCCGACACUUCGUCCGGUCACUUUGACGGGAUUUCCGAUCCAAUGCCUUCUGCUGGAACAGGUUGUGGUGGAUCUUCCAAGAAGGUGAAUGACUUAAGAACACCUGAUGGUAAGAAAAUAUCAUUUCACCAAAGCCACAGUGCCUGUCCUCAGUGUCGUACAUCUAAUCAAGGAGGGAUAUUGAGAUGUGAUCAUGUUGGAUCUGCUCAACCCAAUGGAAAAGUGUUUGGAGCUGCCAGUUCUCCACAAAACCCCGCAUCCGGGUCUGCCAAUAUUUCUAGCAGUACCACACAUUCAGCAAUAAGAAAAAACCAGAUGAUGAGUGCUAACCACUUGCUGAAUUUUCAUUAUGAUCCUAUUUCUCGUCCUCAACCAAGGAUUCCUCCUCCAAGGAGGCAGCACAAGAUAAAGCCUUACAAUAAAGAUCUAUUCCUUCAGGCAAACUAUAAAUUUGUUGUGUUAGACUCUGGAAACUAUGCGCUUGAGUCAAGGGAUCCAGAUAAAAUGUUAGAAUGGGAGGAUGUUAUUUGUGUGAGAUACUUCACACCACUCACUGUGCGCUGUCCCAUUUGCUUGGAAAGCCCUUUGUGUCCACARAUAACCUCAUGUGGUCACAUAUUUUGCUUCCCUUGUAUUUUGCAGUACUUGCUAAUGGGUGAGGAGGAUCAUAAAGGUGAAUGCUGGAAAAAAUGCCCCCUAUGUUUUAUGAUGAUAUCUUCAAGGGAUUUAUAUACCAUCUAUAUUGAAAAUGUAGAGCAGUACUGUGUUGGUGACCAUGUGAAAUUUGCACUUCUAACAAGAGCAAAAGAUUCAGUAGUACCCUUUCAGAAAAAUCAGCUGGGAAAAGAAUCUUUACCUUGCAGCAGUGAUGAACUCUGUGACUCCUUUUCCAAGUUCACAUUGACAUUAGAUGUGGAACUAUCAACCAGGGAAGCAAAAUCAGAACUAGAUGGUUGGUUAGCUAGAGCAGAGUCUGGCCUGGUUGAUGAUUUAGAGAAGCUUCCAUAUGUUUGUGCAGCACUUGAACAACUACAGCAGAGAAAGAAAUGCUGGACCGAGCAACAUGCUUGCAGGAGUGAUCUGGCUUUAAGAAGUGCAGGUAGAUCUUCAUGUGAAAUGCCAUUCAUUGGUGGUGGUUUCAUGGGUGAACCAAAAUUGUUGGAUAGUUCAAGCCCAGAAAAACUAGACAAAAAAGAUAGUUUGUUUCAAACUGCUGAUGUGUCUGAAUCAAUUGAAGGUCAAGAACGAGUGAUAUCUUCCCCAUCUGAAGAGAGGAAAUUUCUACGAAAGCAAUCAACUGGCUAUGAAGAUGUAACAGAGAGGGACUCCUAUAUUUUCUACCAGGCAAUUGAUGGACAACACCUGAUUCUUCAUCCAUUAAAUAUGAAAUGUCUUCUGCACUACUUCGGGAGCUAUGAUCAGCUUCCACCCAGAAUUAGUGGUAAGAUUUUACAGUUGGAGACUGUGACUCAAUCAGAGGCCAUGAGGAGACGCUAUCGUUUUUUAAGUCAUUUUUCCUUAACAACAACAUUUCAGCUUUGUGAAAUUGAUCUGACUGAAAUGUUGCCUCCCGAUGCCCUGUCUCCAUUUAUUGAAGAAAUCAAGAAGCGUGAAAAUCAGCGGAAGCGGCUUGCUAAGAAGGAACGUCAAGAGAAGAUCAAGGCUGAAGCUGCUGCCAUGAAUGCUAUGUCCAUACCAUCCAAUUAUCCACACUCUUCUUACAAGGACACAACAUUCUCGAUGGACGACUUUGAAGCUUUGGGAAAUUCCACCAUUCCAACAUCAGGUCCGACGAUUAUUGGUGAAAGGAAACUCUUCUCAGAUGUGACAAGGCUUGGUUUUGCUGCUGGGCAUGAUUCUCCUUCCUUGAAAGUUGAAUCUUCUGAUGGUUUGAGCAACACGGAAGCGGCAACCAAUGCUUCUGGCCUAACUGGUCCUAGGAGUGCCGCUACCUUGUCAUUUGCAAAUAUUAUAUCCACAGCCAAUUCUUCUGAGAGCCUGGAUGUCCCAAAGAUGAAUGGGUUUGGGAAGAAGGGGAAAAAACCAACUCGAGUUCUCCUCUCCACGGCAGGUGGUAGGCGCUACUAGAGGUUUGUGCACGGCCUGUGGACUAUCAGUAUGUUUUAUCUUCAUUUGACCUUGAUGUAAAUUGGGUGAAGCCACGGCCCUUGCCUGUGGAUCCAGUAAGAAGUUGAUAAACUACAUAGGUUGGCAUUUUCUUCUACAAUGUAUAGAGUCGAAUAAAUGUUUUCUUCUGUGUGUAUCUUGGGCAGCAAGCACAACGCAACUCGAAAGGAUUUUUAAAGUUGUAAACCUAUUGUUGUCAUAUUACCAAACACAUCAGUAUAUAUAUCACACAAUAUACUUAGACGCUGUAA